GCCGCACGCCGCACGCAAGAUUCUCCCACUCACUCCAAGGUCGAUUACCACAUCAAAGGGAGAUGGACUGGCACACUGGAUCCAGAUGGGUUAUGGAUGGAUCCCGCGUGCCCGCCCUAUGCCGCUGUCCGCCCGUCAUGCCGGGCUGAUGCUCCAGACCCUUCCUCCGAGCGACCUCGCACCGUUGCGCUGACGAGUAGAAGUUCUUCAAAUUGAAAAAAGUGUGAAUGCAACGAGGACUGCGUUCUUUGUAACACAUCACUUGUUCCUAUCUGCGAAACCGACACCAGAUAUUACAGUACUUUACACACACACAAUGACGACCGAUACCGCAACUUCUGACCCCGCGACCAGGGUCAAGUCCCACGCAUCGACGGUGUCUGACGUUGGGUAUCCUCACGGCCACCUUGGUCACCUCAACGAACACGAGGAGACACAGCUCGCCGCCUUCAGAACGCUGCUCGAGGAGAAGGGGCUGUACAAGCCAGGCCCGCCAGCUUCCCACGACGACCCGACUCUGCUCCGAUACCUUCGCGCACGAAGAUGGGUCCCCGAAGACGCCCUUACGCAGUUCAAGGACACGGAGGCCUGGCGUGCUGCCAACGAUAUUGACGUCCUCUACCAGACCAUCGAGCUCGACGCCUUUGAGCAGUCCCGUCGCCUCUACCCACAAUGGCUUGGUCGUCGCGACCGCCGUGGCAUUCCCAUCUACCUCUUCGAGGUCCAGAAGCUUGAUAGCAAGACGGUUGCCACCUAUGAGAAGUUGGGGAAGGAAUCGACCUUUAGCAAGGCCAAGUUUGACGGCAAGACUCCCGCAGGCAUGAUGCGCCUGUUCGCGCUGUAUGAGAACCUCACCCGCUUCACGCAGCCGCUGUCGACGCAAUUACGGGACCGCGAACACCGCGAGGCCCCCAUUACGCUGAGCACGAAUAUCGUUGAUAUUUCUGGGGUCAGUCUGAAGCAGUUUUGGAAUCUGAAAGGGCACAUGCAGGCUGCUAGUCAGCUUGCAACAGCGCAUUAUCCAGAGACUCUCGAUCGCAUCUUCAUCAUCGGUGCCCCCGCAUUCUUCUCAACAGUUUGGGCCUGGGUCAAGCGUUGGUUCGACCCUAUUACCGUCUCCAAGAUCUUCAUCCUCAGCCCCCACGAGGUCCGCCCGACACUCGAGCAGUUCAUCGAACCCCGCAACAUUCCCAAACAGUACGGCGGCGAGCUCGAGUUCAAGUUUGGCGACCAGCCAACCGUCGAUCCCGCGUGGGAGGGAAUCGUGGAGUGGACGCCUGGCCACGACCGCUUCACGUCACGCCCUGCUAUCUGGCGUGGGACCGAAGAUGGCACCCGCGUUGAGUGCAUUGGAAUCGGCAGCGUGAAGGGCGUCGAGCAGAAGGAGGUGAUUUGCUCCGUCCUCAAGACGUGGCCGCCCAAGGCUGAGGUGCCUGCCGCUGAACCGACGCCGAUCGCAACACCUGCGACCAAGGAAGGGAGCGUGACAGAAGAGGCCGCCCCGAGGACGGAGACCGAGUGGCCUGUCAAGGCCGCUGAUGCACCGGAGGCUGGCAUGCAGAAGCUUUCCGUCGCCGAUGACAAGCAGAUCGCAGAGAAGCAUGUUGAGGGUAGCACGUCGACGCCCCCGUCAGGACUGGCAUAGACUAGUGGUAAAGGAGCAUGUGACUUUGAGACUGGGGUUUGCAUAUUUGAUAUGGCAGUAUCAAUUUACUUGGUGAUUUGGAUGUGGUUUGAUCUAAUACCCCAGAUGGUGAUGGAGUCGGUCUGGCAGGGCAAGGCAAGGCAACAUGGGCUGGAGUUACAUAU
Messenger RNA from Colletotrichum godetiae, 1809 nucleotides. RefSeq names its product CRAL/TRIO domain-containing protein. The record is from RefSeq and is a predicted model, not a curated record. The transcript has 3 exons. Bases 317 to 1645 code for a protein of 442 amino acids. Lineage: Eukaryota; Fungi; Ascomycota; Sordariomycetes; Glomerellales; Glomerellaceae.